Molecule: messenger RNA, 2796 nt
Organism: Hypoxylon fragiforme
Lineage: Eukaryota; Fungi; Ascomycota; Sordariomycetes; Xylariales; Hypoxylaceae
Exons: 2
Coding region: 1-2796 (931 amino acids)
Source: RefSeq, a predicted model, not a curated record
AUGACAACCAGCAACAAGCCAAGUAGCGGAUCGGCAGGUGGGGGUGCUGCUGCCUCGCGCAUCUCAUCCGUAGAUGUUGAGCAGGUAGAUGCAUUCGCACGAAGGUUGUAUAAGCGGGCGCGAGCCGCCGGUCCCGACUUGGAGGAGAUUGCGACUGCAGUGCGCAACCUGCACACUGUACUAAAGCACCUGAAAUUCGAAGCCGAGGACCCUGAGUCGCUGCUCAAUGCCGACGACAGGGCCGUAUAUAUACGUCAACUUACGCCCAUCCUCGAGGAUUCGGAAUUUGCACUUCAGCAGCUAGACACCAUACUCGAAAAAUACGGAAACGGCAGCGAUGGUGGUGAUGGUGGCGUGGCGCGGAUGGAUGGGGAGAAGGGUUGGAUGAUGCUAGAAAGUCGAGAACGUGAAAUGAUCAAACUGAUACGUAAGAAGCUCACGACUCAGAAAUUAAACGUCGAUAUAUUCCUGGAUACCAUUCAACUGCAUAAUCCAUCCAAAUCUCGGCGCAUUGUUGAUACAAAUAACGCUAGCUUCGACUCCAUCAAAGACAAAGUAGAUGAAAUCGCAUCGCGAAUAUGCCAACGAAAGAAUUCCAAUUUAGGCGGCGAUGGAGAUGAAGAGCAGCUUUGGGCACAAUUCAGAGACGAGUUAGAACGCAAAGGCUUUUCUAGAAAUGUGCUGCGUAAGAAUCAGGACGUCAUUCGAGCAUACAUUCGCCAGUUAGACGAACAGCUCAGCGCCAACGGCGGCAGCACGCCUUCAGUGCGGGGACUCCUUGAGCACUACCACCAUCGGCCUGACGAAGGACUCCAAAUUACUCCGUACCCAACAUACCCUGAUCCGGCUGACUUGAGCCCAGAGGAUAUGAACCUUGACAUCGACGAGGAGAAAUUAUUUCCGUCGAUGAGGAUGAGACGUCUACAGGCAGACGACAGGAAUGGGGAAUCACCACCAAAGAUGCCGAAUCAACCUACCUACCUCUCUUACGAGAGACGCUCGUCAGGUGAUGACGAUGAUGAGUCCAUGGCACUCAUGUCUACGCAGGAGCUGAUGGCUCUUGAUAGACGGUCUGCUGACCUCGCUCUCUCCAUGGGAGGCAUGCAUCUGCAGCCGCCAGUGCCACCAUCCAACCCAACUAGUGCAAAUUAUCAUACGUCUACCUCCCAAGCGCUGCACUCUCUGCCUCCUUCGAUCUCUCAGCCUGCACUCCCUUCUUCCUCAUCUCAAUCCGACCCACGAUAUGUUCCACAGUUGCCUCAACUUACCGGCACUUCGCCACCUACCCAACGCUCAUAUUCGGUCUCCGUGCCCGUACUAAACCAGCAGCAGCAGGCACUGAUCUCACCACAACAAAACACACGUCUUGCACCUGACAGCAAAGGUCGCGAUAUCCCACUGGAUGCGAAGUGGACACGUAUUUCCCGACGGUUGGUGUCACCUGAAGUACUCGCUGGGGCCGGAGUGCGGUAUGAAGCACGACCUGACUUCGUGGCAAUACUUGGCGAGUUGACCCGUCAGAAUGUGAUCGAUUUUGCUCGGCGGACCGCCGAAGUAAGGAAAGCGAGACGUCGGUGGUCUACCCCUGCUACUGCUACCGUAGCAACCGGUCCCGGUAUAAAGGAAAGGAGAGCCGAAGACAGAUAUCACCCGGAUAAGUACAGGAACUGGGACGUUAUCCAAGAAGAAGAGCGGCGAUCAGAGCGGCGGGACAAGAGAAGGGAUGGGAGAAACGACGAUAACUCCGAGGGAGAGGGUGUAACGUACAUCGUUAACAACAGCACUCGGCGGCGGAAGGGUAGCACGGCUAGCACCGUUACUGAACUCUAUGACUCUAGCAGCGAUGAAGAAACAUCAGGAUCGGAGAGCGAUUCUGACGAUCGAGAUCGAGACUCAUACGGGUCUUCGUAUUCGCAAUCGUACCCUCGUUCCAACUCUCGCCUUGACGAUUUCCAAAACUCCCGGUCGCAACAAACUCGUCGCAGCUCUACCAUGCCCUCGACCUCGACCUCUUCUAAGCACAACGAGAAAUCGCGACCACGACCAAAAGCUAGAGUGGACAGUGACGAUGAUGAGACUGAAGAUGAUAAAAAGAAGAAGAGCACUAAAUCAUACCCGUUCAUUGUACCGCCGCCAUCAAAAAGCGAUGGUAGCAAGGACAAAAGCAAGAGCAAAGAUGGCAGCAAUCCUAGUCCUGCCGCCACGGUGAUGCCGAAGCCCAUUCUCAAGAACAAGAAUGACGACCCUCACGUACGAAUCGAUCCCACCCCGCAGAUAAUGAACGAGGGAUCCAGUUCGAUGGCGCGGAGCUUACCCUCUUCAUAUCGCCGGAGUGAGCGGGAGCGUCGAGAUCGGGAUAGAGAUAGGACCAGAGAAAAGUCCAGAGAUAGGUCUAGGGACCGAUCUAGAGAUAGAGAUCAUGACCGAGAAAAGAAAUACCGUUCAGACCAGUACACAGACAGAGAGCGGGGAGAUCGCCAUCGGGAGAGAGACCGCUCAUCGCACCGCGGCCAUGAUGACGGCAGGGAGGAUUACCCACAACGACAUCGCCACCGAAGCCAAAGUCGCCGGUAUCACAGCGGAAGUGGCGGCGGCGUUACCAGUUCGUCGAGCACCACGAGGAGAGGAGACCGUGACCGCGAAUACCACGACGACCACUACGCCGCUAGUAGCAAUGGGAGGGGCCGGGAUGACCGUAGCUCGAAACGGAAGGCCCGCGAUGAGACGCUGCGGGCUGUCGGCCUCGGCGGGACUGCUGCCGCUUUGUUGAGCAUGUUGAGUGAGGCGGCGCUAUAG